AUGCCUAAUACUAAGAGCCUUCAUUUAAGGAAACCCACAUGGUCACGGGAAGAAGAAUAUUCUCCGUAUAGACUUCAAGGCCGGAUACCCUCAAUGUUCGACAGAAGGUGUCUGCUGUGGACUGGACGCUUCAAGAGGGAGGAGGACAUCCCAGAAAUGGUUUCCAUCGAAAUGCUUUUAGCGACGAGGAACAAGAUCAGGGUGCAGGUUUGCUACCUGAUGAUCGCCAUGAGCAUCGUGGCCUGUGUGGUGAUGGUGGCCUCAGGAAAGAAGGCUUUCAGGGAGCAUGACAGCCUCACCAAGUGGAACUUGGAGAGAAAAGCCAAGAUGAAAGAGCGUGGGAUAGUCACUGAAAAGACCCAGUAACUGGACAAAGAUUCAACGGCUCCACUUUGAUUGAGGAUAGCUAAUAUAUAUUUUCAACAUUGGCUGCUUAACUCAUGAGCAUAAAGACUGGUAUAUGCAUACCUCAUGUCAAUCUUUUUAAUAGUUGCUCUCUAAAUUAAUCCAUGGUUGGUACUGUUUUAAUCAGAUCCUUUCCCACUUUGAUCUGAUAUAACCAUUCUAUAUUUUCCCGGUAAUGUCAUGACCCUCAAAUUAGAUCCAUUUGUUGCAAACUGUCAUGUUUUUGCCUUGACGAAAUCCCUAGGCGCACUUUUAAAAUUGAACUAUUAAGUUAUUGAUGCUUUUCCAUGUCUCUGUGGAAUCUAUUUUGAAAGACCCCAUCCCCAGGAAUGGUACACCAGUCCAUUUCUCUCAGCCCUCAUUAACUAUCACCUCUACCAUUUCUACUUUUUCUGUUUGCAUGCAUUCAUGUUACUUCAUAUGUCUUUUAUUGUAACUCAUUUGAACACCGUUAGCCUCCAUCAGCAGAGUUCAGUAUUAACCUAUAGGAACACACCUACUGUUUUGUCUUUUUUCAACAUAGAAUAUACAAAGAAAUGCUGGUGCACCAGGUGAGUAAAGCACACUGCACCUCUCCAUAGCUCACAUGACCCACAAGAGAAAUUAUUCUGCAAUCUUCACAAUUGAUCAUUAGUACUCAAAGCACUUAGAAAUGCUUUAACUAUAGAACUGCAGUGACGUGAAAUCAGUUGGUCAAUUGUAUGAGAUUCUACAUUGAUAUUUUUGUGAAACAAUGAGUAAAGUUUUAUCUAUCUAA
This is a messenger RNA of Hypanus sabinus (Atlantic stingray), 1162 nucleotides long. Its product is annotated as protein FAM162A-like. The coding region runs from base 1 to 366 and encodes 121 amino acids. The record is from RefSeq and is a predicted model, not a curated record. The transcript is spliced from 5 exons. Lineage: Eukaryota; Metazoa; Chordata; Chondrichthyes; Myliobatiformes; Dasyatidae.